Messenger RNA from Angiostrongylus costaricensis, 1548 nucleotides. The record is from the annotation of a GenBank genome assembly. Lineage: Eukaryota; Metazoa; Nematoda; Chromadorea; Rhabditida; Metastrongylidae.
AUGGGCAAGAAGCAGCACCAGAAGGAUAAGUUGUACCUUACAACUACUGAGUGGAAGGAGAUUGGUGGUCAUAAAGAUGACACUGGAACUCGUCUUCAGCGUGCUCAGUUCAAGCGUCUUCCUCUCACCCACUGUGCGCUGUCGCUGAUUCCUUUCGAUGAUCCUGUCUGUGCAAGGACAGGAGAGAUUUUUGACCUGACCCAAAUUAUACCGUAUUUGAAGAAGUAUGGCGUGAAUCCCUGCACCGGGAAAAAAAUGAGCAGCAAGGAUCUCAUUCAUUUAAAAUUCGACAAGGAUGAACAAGGAAAAUUCCGUUGCCCCGUGACUUUUCGUGGUUUCACCGAUCAUACACAUGUUGUCGCCAUCGGCACAACUGGCAACGUUUUCUCCUAUGAAGCUGUGCAGGAAUUGAACCUGAAGGCUAACCAUCUGAAGGAUCUCCUUACCGAUACACCAUUUCAAAGAAGUGACAUAAUAGUUCUACAGGACCCAAAUAAUCUAGAGAAGUUCAACAUGGAGAAAUUCUACCACGUACAGUUUGAUCCGAAAACAAAGGAGCAGAUCGAAAAAGAGAAGAAAGAAAUGCAGGAUCCGAAAUUCUUCAUUCGUCGCAUGAACAACGAAACAAAAGAAGCUUUGGAUCAGUUGAAAAAAGAUUACGUUUCAAAAAAAAUAGAUCCAGUGGCAGAUGAGACGGCUGAUGAGAUUAACGCUGCACAUUACAGUCAAGGACACGUUGCUGCAGGUUUUACAUCUACAACUAUGACGCCGGUCACGAAACAAAAGGCGGCAGUUCUCACAGACGAGUUUAGGUAUUCUCGUGUAAAGAAGAAUGGUUACGUCCGAAUCGUUACUAAUCAUGGACAUAUAAACAUUGAAUUAUUUUGUGCAAAAGCUCCAAAAACAUGCGAGAACUUCAUAACAUUAUGUUCAAGAGGAUACUAUAACAAUACGAGAUUUCAUAGGAUAAUAAAGAAUUUCAUGAUGCAAGGUGGUGAUCCAACUAGUACUGGACACGGUGGAGAGUCCAUGUGGGGAAAGCCGUUUGAUGACGAAUUUGCUCCAGGUCUUUCUCAUGAUGCACGAGGGAUUCUUUCUAUGGCUAACAAGGGAACGAACACAAACCAGUCGCAGUUCUUUAUUACUUUUCGCCCGUGUAAGUACCUUGACAAGAAGCACUCAAUUUUUGGCCGUGUUGUUGGUGGACAAGAUGCUUUGGCCUCGAUUGAAAAAGUGGAAACCGAUAGGGGAGACGUACCCAAAGAGCCAGUAUAUUUUAUGCGUGCUGAAGUCUUCGUGAACCCUUUUGAAGAAGCCGAGGCAGAAGUUCAAAAAGAACGAGCAGAUUUGCUUAACAAAAAAACAAAGAAAGAACCUGCUGUUAAGCCGAAAGUUUUUGGAGCAGGUGUUGGGAAAUAUAUAAAUCCGGAAAGUAAGCGGGCGAUAUCCAGUGAUGUAAGUUGGCUUGCGGAGCUUCUGGCUGUUUUCCUUGUCAUAUCUUUAUGUCUUUGUUUUUUUUCAGGCAUUAUCGUCACCUGUUGUCGUUAA